Brienomyrus brachyistius is the source of this 2259-nucleotide messenger RNA. It is a transcript of the gene slc15a4, whose product is annotated as solute carrier family 15 member 4. Gene Ontology annotation, cellular component: membrane. Gene Ontology annotation, molecular function: transmembrane transporter activity. Gene Ontology annotation, biological process: transmembrane transport; oligopeptide transport. The record is from RefSeq and is a predicted model, not a curated record. NCBI's taxonomy places the organism in Eukaryota, Metazoa, Chordata, Actinopteri, Osteoglossiformes, Mormyridae.
GAUAGGGGCUGUUAUCGAAGUCACGCGGCAGUACUGUGACUAACUGUAAGUUUUUAUUUCAGGAGUGUGUUGUGUGGAAGUGAGGAAACUUUGCUUUGACUUCUGGAGGAUAAGCUGAUAAUUAUUCCCGUACCCUCAGGAAUGGUCGGGAAACGACGGUGAAUAGCUGAGGAGGAGACGCUGAAUAAAAGGGUUUAAUAUUCUCCUCAGGGUUGUUGCAUAAGCCUGGUUUCUCAUGGCAAGUAGGGAGGUGGGCGAGACGACUCCCCUCUUGGAGAGUUCAGGGACUGCCAGCAGAGCUCCUGUGUCCAUUUUCCAAGGCAGGAGGCUGGCCUGUGCUGCCAUCCUGCUGGCUGAGUCCCUGGAGCGUGUGGCCUUCUACAGCAUCACCUCAAACUUGGUGCUCUUCCUAAACAGCAAGCCCUUCUACUGGGAGGGUACGCAAGCGAGCCAGGCACCCCUAGUCUUCAUGGGGGUCACCUAUCUGAUCUCUCCGUUUGGGGGUUGGUUGGCGGAUGCCUGCCUCAGCAAGUUUUGGACCAUUGCAGUCAGCCUGGUUCUGUACCUGGCUGGCAUCCUCUUCUUCCCCUUUGUGGCGGAUGAAGGAUCCCAGACUGCCCUGUGCGGGGAAGAAAUGGCCUUCCCUGUGCAGCCCCCGGAGUGCCUGAGUUUCAACAGCACGCCACCCAGCAAUGUGUCAUGUCCCACUCGCGUUCCUUACUGUGGGACCGUGAUAUACAGCAGCCUGGCCCUCAUCGCCUUGGGCGUUGGAACGGUGAAAUCCAACAUCACUCCAUUUGGGGCUGAUCAGGUAAAAGACAGAGGACCGGAGGCAACACGGCGGUUCUUCAACUGGUUCUACUGGUGCAUCAACCUGGGGGCCAUCAUGGCUCUGGGUGGCGUGGCCUACAUCCAGCAAAACAUUAGUUUCAAGUUGGGCUAUGUCAUCCCAGCUGUAUGUUUGGGCGUGUCCCUCCUAGUCUUCCUCCUGGGGCGCACCGUCUUCAUCACCAAGCCGGCUGACGGCAGUGCCUUCACCGACAUGUUCAAGAUCCUCAGUUUCGUUUGCUGCUCCUCCCGCAGGCCCAAGGAGCCACAUCUACUCCGUCCUAGACCACGGCUACUGGACACUGCUAAAGUGACCUACGGGGGGGCAUUCUCGGAGGAGAAGGUGGAGGAGUUUAAGGCCCUGGUAAAAAUCAUCCCCGUCUUCUUGGCACUCAUUCCCUACUGGACUGUGUACUUCCAGAUGCAGACAACGUAUAUCCUCCAAAGCCUGCACUUGAGAAUCCCAGAGUUUUCCUGGAAUGUUUCAUCGAACAGCAGUACCCCAAACCAGGUGUCGUUCCGCUUCCCGGCAGCCUGGCUCACCAUGUUCGACGCCGUGCUCAUCCUCCUGCUGAUCCCACUGAAGGACAAGGUGGUGGACCCCAUGCUGCGCCGUCGGGGUCUGCUGCCCUCCCCGCUCAAGAGAAUUUCCGUGGGAAUGUUCUUCGUCAUGGGGUCCGCCGUGGCAGCUGGCAUCCUGGAGACCAAGAGACUGGAGGACAUCAGAGUUCAUGGCACCAUUGACCAGAUAAUCAGUGGGGUGACCUUCCAUGCCUCUGGCCUGCCUGUGUGGUGGCAGGUACCCCAGUACGUCUUAAUUGGCAUCAGCGAGAUCUUCGCCAGCAUCGCGGGUCUGGAGUUUGCUUACUCUGCUGCCCCCAAGUCCAUGCAGAGCGCCAUCAUGGGACUCUUCUUCUUCUUCUCCGGGAUUGGCUCCUUUGUGGGCUCCGGCCUGCUGGCCCUCGUCUCGCUCAGGGGUAUUGGCUGGAUGUCUUCACACAAGGAUUUCGGCAACAUCAACGACUGCUCCCUGCAUUACUAUUUCUUCCUGCUGGCUGGCAUCCAGGGGGUGACGCUGCUCCUCUUCUUCAUCGUGUCUGUGAGGUAUGAGCAGCAGAGAGCUCGUUCCGGAAGCCUGAGGCAUGGAGCAGCCACGCCCUCCUGACCCAGCCAAACAUCUCCCUCGCGGAUUGGGGGCUUCCACUGUGCUUUUUUUUUCUCCUGUUGUUUUUUUUUUUUUUUUUUGGGGGGGGGGGGGGGGGUGGAUUCUUCGGUACUUCAGUUUUUGUUUCUUUUACGCUUCUCCUGCAGUCCUGCUUCUUUGUGUAACACCAGAAUUAAUGAUUAAGGUAUGACUAUUUAUCCUGAGAGCAAAUAUGAGAACAGCGUGAUUUAUGUUCUUGAAUAUUAUACAUAUUACGAGUAUGAAUA